CUUGAUCCAACGGAUCGCCCGCCAGGCUUGCCUCACCUUCCGGGGCAGCGGGGGCGGCCGCGGCGCUUCCGAUCGCGACGCGGCUUCUGGCCCGGAGGCGCCGAUGCAGCCGGGCUUCCCCGAGAACCUGAGCAAGCUGAAGAGCCUCCUGACCCAGCUCCGCGCCGAGGACUUGAACAUCGCCCCGCGCAAGGCCACACUGCAGCCGCUGCCGCCCAACCUGCCGCCAGUCACCUACAUGCACAUCUACGAGACGGACGGCUUCAGCCUGGGCGUGUUCCUGCUCAAGAGCGGCACGUCCAUCCCGCUGCACGACCACCCGGGCAUGCACGGCAUGCUCAAGGUGCUAUACGGCACCGUGCGCAUCAGCUGCAUGGACAAGCUAGACGCGGGCGGCGGGCAACGGCCGCGGGCCUUGCCGCCCGAGCAGCAGUUCGAGCCGCCGCUGCAGCCCCGGGAGCGAGAAGCCGUGCGGCCGGGCGUGCUGCGUUCGCGGGCCGAGUACACCGAGGCCAGCGGCCCCUGCAUCCUCACACCGCACCGGGACAACCUGCACCAGAUCGACGCCGUGGAAGGGCCUGCCGCCUUCCUGGACAUCCUGGCCCCGCCCUACGACCCGGACGAUGGCCGGGACUGCCACUAUUACCGGGUGCUGGAGCCGGUCAGGCCCAAGGAGGCCUCCAGCUCGGCCUGUGACCUGCCUCGAGAGGUGUGGCUCCUGGAGACCCCACAGGCCGAUGACUUCUGGUGCGAGGGAGAACCCUAUCCAGGUCCCAAGGUCUUCCCUUGAAGCCACCGGCGCCCAGGAGCGGUGGGCCGAAGACGUGCCCUACCCUACCACAAGGGCUUGUGUCUCUACCCCCUAGCCUGGGCGUUGGAUCUACUGGAAUGAGCAGCAGCCGCUUCCUCGGCAGCCUUGGGAAGCACGGGCGACUGGACAGCAGCCGCCGGGCACGGUUAUGGGGGCGGGGUGGGCGGGGAGGCUAGAUUGUUUCCUGGUACUGUCACUGCCACUGGGGCUUUGAUUUGGAGGAAUGGGGCAGGGGACUAUCUGAAGCGCUUCCAUCCUAAAGCCAUAAUGAAAAUAUCUUUCUCUCUUCCCCAUUCUAUACAAAAUACUAAGUGGUUUUCUUGCUCCCACUCCCUACCCCUUAGUUAAAUAGGGUUUAUUUUCCACUCAUGCCCUUAUGCCUUUUUUUCUUAUAGUUUUUUAACUUAUUGACUGUGCAUGACCCAGUGGUUUGAAUUGUUUUUAGUUCAAGUCAUUGGUAAAAACUAGGUUUAAGGAGAUGAGCUACUGUUUAAAGUGAGCUGGCCUGCCUAAUUAAUUCCUUGUGAAAACUAAAUGAUUUUUUCAGUUUGGGGAUCAUUCUCACAACAUAACUAUGCAUGUAGAGGACAAGAUUUAUUUUCUUUCCUCCCUUUGCCCAGUAGCCACAUCUGGUUUACUCAGGCAGCAUCUACUAAGAAAUUCAGCACCUGCAUAUCUCUGUGACAUGGUCACUUAGAGCUUAUCUUCCCUAUGAAUCUCCAGAUCUGUGAGUUGAGCAGAUUUCAUGUUGCAGAUUCACCUUUAAUGCAAAGACUGUAUUAUCCUCACAUGACUUUUUUUCUUGUCUUACUGUACCUUAAAAGGUGAUAGAGUAAUUCUGUAUUUUCUAACAGGAAGAUUCAAAGGAGCUGAAUGUGUUAUGCUUCCAAACAACUGAAUGUAAAACACUCCUAGCCAGCUGUUGCAUUCCCUAUAUUUAUUUACUUCCAAUAUUUUACUGUAAAAGUAGGGAGAAAUAUUAUGUUGAUAGCUGUUUCAUAUUCUCUCAGGAACUUUAAUGUUCCCGACUCGGGUGAUUCCAGCUGUGUUGCUGGCAGUGUUGUCUCAACCCUCUCCCUAAAAUGACUGAGCGCUGGGUUCAUCUAAUGUGGUUUUCUGUAGGAAGAGAUAGAAGGCACAGAAGAUCACAGCUAGAGAAUUGAGAAUUAACUAUACUACUAGCCAUUUUAGGGCACCAAAACUUGGGAUUAAACACUUCCUACUUCCCACUCCCAACUCCUGAAAUGAAGUCUUGCUAUCUGUGACUAGUUUUAUUUUUGUGCUUUUAAUAGUCCGAGCAGUCUUACCUUGUUUACACAUGUAUUGACACCAUUUGCUUCAGGCCAUGGAGCACUGUUUCUCCCUUUUUACUAUUUAUAGGAUUCCUUUUUUUCACAAGACUUUUAAUAAAAACAAAUUGUAGGAAUAAACACAUUAAAAUUUG
Pan troglodytes (chimpanzee) is the source of this 2255-nucleotide messenger RNA. It is a transcript of the gene ADO, whose product is annotated as 2-aminoethanethiol dioxygenase. Gene Ontology annotation, molecular function: oxidoreductase activity, acting on single donors with incorporation of molecular oxygen, incorporation of two atoms of oxygen. The record is from RefSeq and is marked provisional. Gene Ontology annotation, cellular component: mitochondrion. Lineage: Eukaryota; Metazoa; Chordata; Mammalia; Primates; Hominidae.